Molecule: messenger RNA, 8115 nt
Organism: Mytilus californianus (California mussel)
Lineage: Eukaryota; Metazoa; Mollusca; Bivalvia; Mytilida; Mytilidae
Product: titin homolog
Exons: 9
Coding region: 4603-8115 (1170 amino acids)
Source: RefSeq, a predicted model, not a curated record
AAAGAAAAUGAAAAGGAAGAAAAACUGCAUGAACCAUCGAAGAAAUUGGAGGAAAGCUUAAGUAAUGCUUCUAAUACUAUAGAAUUGACAAUGAAAUGUAAACUUUGUAAAGAAAUCCAUAGCUCUAAAUCAGCAUUAGAAAAGCACAUGAUCAGUGUACAUAAUACCAAAUUGGGCCGUAAAAGAUUUGGAUGUAAACUUUGUACUCAAUCUUUUGAUACAACGUCUAUUUUGAUCAAACAUAUCGAAUCGCACAAAGAGGAAAGAAAAAAAAGUGAAGAAAAAGGAAAGACAGAAACAGUCCAAACAAAUAAAAGAGAAGGAAAAGGAAAGACAGAAACAUUAGAAACAAAAACAAGAGAACAAAAAGGAAAGACAGAAACAAUAGAAACAAAAAUAAGAGAACAAAAAAGAAAGACAGAAACAAAAGAAACAUAAACAAGAGAAGAAAAAGGAAAGACAGAAACAGUGAAAAUAAAAACAAGAGAACAAAAGGGAGAGACAGAAACAAAAAUAAGAGAACAUAAAGGAAAGACAGAAACAAAAAUAAGAGAACAUAAAGGAAAGAUAGAAACAGUAGAAUCUAAAAUAAGGAGAAAAAAAUUGGCAAUAAGUCAUGUAAGUUACAAAAAGCAAGGAACAACCAAAAUCACAGAUGACAUCAUAAAUUUCUAUCUGAAGAUGACUUGAACAGUGAAACAAGCUCAGUUAUCAUGACUCCGACAUUUCCCAUGGAAAAUACCGAUGUAAACAAAAACUCUGAAAGAGAUGUUUAUAGAAAAAGUAAAAGAAUGGAGGAAAGGAAAAAGAGCGAAGAGUCAGUAGUCGUGCCGAUUGAUCCAUCCCAGAUCAAGACAGAACAUCCUGACAUCUUCGACAUUGACUCCUUGGUCCAUACUAUUGAUAGGAACUCUGAGAUUUGUCCAAGGAAGUUCAAUAGGUCGUACAGAGACAUUGAAACAGAAAUGAUUAUGACAGAAAUUACUGGAUCCCAGACUGGUUCCCCAGUUCAAAAAGAAACAGUUGUCAACAUUAAAAAGGAGCCUAAUAGUUCACCUAUCAAAGGUUUGAUGCAAAUGGCAAUGCAAAAAGGUUUAGAAGAUAGUGACCAGUGGGGCAAUUUCAGUGAAUUUGAUAUUGAUAGUGUUGUUAAUGUUGUCAAUAGAAGAGACGAGGGGAGACAACUGGCAGAUUGUCAUGUAAAUAUUGUGAAAGUAGAAGACCAGGGGAGGCAACUGGCUGAUUGUCAUGUAAAUAUUGUGAAAAUAGAAGACCAAGGAAGGCAACUUGAAGAUGGCAUUGUAAAUUUUGUGAAUAGAGAAAACCAUGGGAGAGAACUAGAAGAUAGUAAUAUCACUAUUGUGAAAGAAGAAAUACAGGGGAGGCAACUAGAGGAAGAGGAAUAUUUACAGAUGGAUGAUAUUGAAGCUCUUGUUCAUUAUACAAAUAGAAAAUCGCAUUCAGUCAGUCCUUCGAAGAACAAUGCUUCUCAACAGCCAUCAUUGUCAGCUAAACCUAAAACAAUUGUUGGCCUGCGACUGACAGAUGACAACAAAGGAAGUAAAUCUCCAAAUAAAAAGGGAGAUUACUCUUUAUCAUUAUCACCACAAAUGAAAAAGAACUAUAAAUUAAAAGACUGUUCUGUGGUUUUGGACACCGAUAAAGACAUUCAGUCUAAACUGCUGAAUUAACAGAAAAAUGCAGAGUCUGGAAAGGAAGACAUGAACAGUAGUGUACAUGUUUAAAGAGAAGUGGAGACAUUUCUUAUUUUAAGAAUGUUGCAAAGAAACCCAAAAUUGGUCCAAAAUGCAUGAAAAGACAAGACAAAGAUGAAGUAAAAGAUCACAAAAAGUCUAAAUAUGUUAUUGACCACAAAGCCAAAGUUUUGAAACUGAAUUUAUCAAGGUUGGAUAAAAAUCUGGAAGCAAAUGAGACUGAUAAAGAGAUUGAAAAAGAAGUGACAAAAAAGUUAGAAAUUGAAAAUGAAAGGAGAAAGGAGAAAUCUCGUCCUAAACAUGAGGAAAAAUCUGAAAGUGAAAGUAAACCGACAAAAAUUUCACUAGAGAAUAAAGAAAAAGAAAGAUAAAAAAAUGAGAGUCGACAUAAAAAAUCUUCUACAGAUGGAAAUAGAAAAUAGGACAAAAAACAUGAAAAUGACAGUCAGGAAUAUUCAGACAAACAUAAACAUUCUGAAAAACAUAAACAUCCGCAUUCAGGAAAGCAUACACAUGGAAUUUCAGAAAAACCUAAACAUGGACAAUCAGAGAAGCAUAAACCUGGGAAUGCAGAAAAGCAUAAACAUGGAUAUUCAGAAAAAUCUGAACAUGGAUAUUCAGAAAAAUCUAAACAUGGACAAUCAGAUAAGCAUAAACAUGGAAAUUCAGAAAAGCAUAAAGAAGUCAAAGGAGAAAAUUCUGAAAAGUACAAGAAUUUUCCUGAUAAAAGUGGUUCCAAAAAAGGAGAUGAUGACAAGCAAAUGAAAUCAUCAAAAAAUGUAAAGAGGAAAGCAAAUGAGACUGAUAAAGAGAUUGACAAAGAAGUGACAAAAAAGUUAGAAAUUGAAAAUGAAAGGAGAAAGGAGAAAUCUCGUCCUAUAAACAUAAGGAAAAAUCUGAAAGUGAAAGUAAACCGACAAAAAUUUCAGUAGAGAAUAAAGAAAAGGAAAGAUCAGAUAAUGAGAGUCGACAUAUAAAAUCUUCUACAGAUGGAAAUAGAAAACAGGACAGAAAACAUGAAAAUGACAGUCGGGAAUAUUCAGACAAACAUAAACAUUCAGAAAAACCUAAACAUCCGCAUUCAGGAAAGCAUACGCAUGGAAUUUCAGAAAAACCUAAACAUGGACAAUCAGAGAAGCAUAAACCUGGGAAUUCAGAAAAGCAUAAACAUGGAUAUUCAGAAAAAUCUGAACAUGGAUAUUCAGAAAAAUCUUAACAUGGACAAUCAAAUAAGCAUAAACAUGGAAAUUCAGAAAAGCAUAAAGAAGUCAAAGGAGAAAAUUCUGAAAAGUACAAGAAUUUUCCUGAUAAAAGUGGUUCCAAAAAAGGAGAUGAUGACAAGCAAAUGAAGAGGAAAACAUUGCCAGUAAAAAGUCAAAGCAAGAUGACAAAACUGAAAACUGUGACAAAAAGAAAGAUUCCAUAAAAAGACCUGAGACUGAAAUGAUAUCUGUUGAGGUAAAGAAGAAAGAAAAUAAAAAGGAAGAAAAACUGCAUGAACCAUCGAAGAAAUUGGUGGAAAGCUUAUGUAAUGCUUCUAAUACUAUAGAAUUGACAAUGAAAUGUUAACUUUGUAAAGAAAUCCAUAGCUCUAAAUCAGCAUUAGAAAAGCACAUGAUCAGUGUACAUAAUACCAAAUUGGGCCGUAAAAGAUUUGGAUGUAAACUUUGUACUCAUUCUUUUGAUACAACGUCUAUUUUGAUCAAACAUAUCGAAUUGCACAAAGAGGAAAGAAAAAAAAAGUGGUGAAGUAAAAGGAAACACAGAAACCGUCCAAACAAAUAAAAGAGAAGGAAAAGGAGAGACAGAAACAGUAGAAACAUAAACAAGAGAACAAAAAGGAAAGACAGAAACAAUAGAAACAAAAAUAAGAGAACAAAAAGGAAAGACAGAAAUAAAAGAAACAAAAACAAGAGAAGAAAAAGGAAAGACAGAAACAGUGAAAAUAAAAACAAGAGAACAAAAGGGAGAGACAGAAACAAAAAUAAGAGAACAAAAAGGAAAGACAGAAACAAAAAUAAGAGAACAAAAAGGAAAGAUAGAAACAGUAGAAUCUAAAAUAAGGAGAGAAAAAUUGGCAAUAAGUCAUGUAAGUGACAAAAAGGAUGGAACAACCAAAAUCACAGAUGACAUAAAAAAUAUCUAUCUGAAGAUGACUUGAACAGUGAAACAAGCUCAGUUACUGGUAUCAUGACUCCGACAUUUCCCGUUGAAAAUACCGAUGUAAAAAAAACUCUAAAAGAGAUAUUUAUAGAAAAAGUAAAAGAAUGGAGGAAAGGAAAAAGAGUGAAGAAUCAGUAGUUGUGCCGAUUGAUCCAUCCCAGAUCAAGACAGAACAUCCUGACAUCUUCAACAUUGACUCCUUGGUCCAUACUAUUAAUAGGAACUCUGAGAUUUGUCCAAGAAAGUUCAAUAGGUCGUACAGAGACAUUGAAACAGAAAUGAUUAUGACAGAAAUUACUGGAUCCCAGACUGGUUCCCCAGUUCAAAAAGAAACAGUUGUCAACAUUAAAAAGGAGCCUAAUAGUUCACCUAUCAAAAGUUUGAUGCAAAUGGCAAUGCAAAAAGGUUUAUAAGAUAGUGACCAAUGGGGCAAUUACAGUGAAUCUGAUAUUGAUAGUGUUGUUAAUGUUGUCAAUAGUAGAGACGAGGGGAAACAACUGGCAGAUUGUCAUGUAAAUAUUGUGAAAAUUGAAGACCAGGGGAGGCAACUGGCUGAUUGUCAUGUAAAUAUUGUGAAAAUAGAAGACCAAGGAAGGCAACUUGAAGAUGGCAUUGUAAAUUUUGUGAAUAGAGAAACCAUGGGAGAGAACUAGAAGAUAGUAAUAUCACUAUUGUGAAAGAAGAAAUACAGGGGAGGCAACUAGAGGAAGAGGCAUAUUUACAGAUGGAUGAUAUUGAAGCUCUUGUUCAUUAUACAAAUAGAAAAUCGCAUUCAGUCAGUCCUUCGAAGAACAAUGCUUCUCAACAGCCAUCAUUGUCAGCUAAACCUAAAACAAUUGUUGGCCUGCGACUGACAGAUGACAACAAAGGAAGUAAAUCUCCAAAUAAAAAGGGAGAUUACUCUUUAUCAUUAUCACCAAAAAUGAAAAAGAACUAUAAAUUAAAAGACUAUUCUGUGGUUUUGGACACUGAUAAAGACAUUCAGUCUAAAUUGCUGAAUUUACAGAAAAAUGCAGAGUCUGGAAAGGAAGACAUGAACAGUAGUGUACAUGAUUUAAAGAGAAGUGGAGACAUUUCUGAUUUAAAAAAUGUUGCAAAGAAACCCAAAAUUGGUCCAAAAUGCAUGAAAAGACAAGACAAAGAUGAAGUAAAUGAUCACAAAAAGUCUAAAUUUGUUAUUGACCACAAAGCCAAAGUUUUGAAACUGAAUUUAUCAAGGUUGGAUAAAAAUCUGGAAGCAAAUGAGACUGAUAAAGAGAUUGACAAAGAAGUGACAAAAAAGUUAGAAAUUGAAAAUGAAAGUAGAAAGGAGAAAUCUCGUCCUAAACACAAGGAAAAAUCUGAAAGUGAGAGUAAACGGACAAAAAUUUCAGUAGAGAAUAAAGAAAAAGAAAGAUCAGAUAAUGAGAGUCGACAUAUAAAAUCUUCUUCAGAUGGAAAUAGAAAACAGGACAAAAAACAUGAAAAUGACAGUCGGGAAUAUUCAGACAAACAAACAUUCAGAAAAUCUAAACAUCCGCAUUCAGAAAAGCAUACGCAUGGAAUUUCAGAAAAACCUAAACAUGGACAAUCAGAGAAGCAUAAACAUGGAAAUUCAGAAAAGCAUAAACAUGGAUAUUCAGAAAAAUCUGAACAUGGAUAUUCAGAAAAAUCUAAACAUGGACAAUCAGAUAAGCAUAAACAUGGAAAUUCAGAAAAGCAUAAAGAAGUCAAAGGAGAAAAUUCUGAAAAGUACAAGAAUUUUCCUGAUAAAAGUGGUUCCAAAAAAGGAGAUGAUGACCAGCAAAUAAAAUCAUCAAAAAAUCUAAAGAGGAAAGCAAAUGAAGAGGAAAACAUUGCCAGUAAAAAGUCAAAGCACGAUGACAAAACUGAAAACUGUGAAGUAAAGAAAGAUUCCAUAAAAACACCUGAGACUAAAAUGAUAUCUGUUGAGGUAAAGAAGAAAGAAAAUAAAAAGGAAGAAAAACUGCAUGAACCAUCGAAGAAAUUGGAGGAAAGCUUAAAGUCUGGAAAGAAAGACAUGAACAGUUGUGUACAUGAUUUAAAGAGAAGUGGAGACAUUUCUGAUUUUAAAAAUGUUGCAAAGAAACCCAAAAUUGGUCCAAAAUGCAUGAAAAGACAAGACAAAGAUGAAGUAAAAGAUCACAAAAAGUCUAAAUUUGUUAUUGACCACAAAGCCAAAGUUUUGAAACUGAAUUUAUCAAGGUUGGAUAAAAAUCUGGAAGCAAAUGAGACUGAUAAAGAGAUUGACAAAGAAGUGACAAAAAAGUUAGAAAUUGAAAAUGAAAGGAGAAAGGAGAAAUCUCGUCCUAAACAUAAGGAAAAAUCUGAAAGUGAAAGUAAACCGACAAAAAUUUCAGUAGAGAAUAGAGAAAAAGAAAGAUCAGAUAAUGAGAGUCGUCAUAUAAAAUCUUCUACAGAUGGAAAUAGAAAACAGGACAGAAAACAUGAAAAUUACAGUCGGGAAUAUUCAGACAAACAUAAACAUUCAGAAAAACCUAAACAUCCGCAUUCAGAAAACCAUACGCAUGGAAUUUCAGAAAAACCUAAACAUGGACAAUCAGAGAAGCAUAAACAUGGGAAUUCAGAAAAGCAUAAACAUGGGAAUUCAGAAAAGCAUAAACAUGGAUAUUCAGAAAAAUCUAAACAUGGACAAUCAGAUAAACAUAAACAUGGAAAUUCAGAAAAGCAUAAAGAAGUCAAAGGAGAAAAUUCUAAAAAAAUUUUUAGCAGUUGUUUGGUAACUAAAACAUCACCAGAUUCAGAUGACGAACUGGAAGAUUUAGGUCUGCAGCAAUUGCCUGAAAAUACACCAAGAUAUAUCACACACUGUGAUGAUACAGAAUUUCUAUCUGAGGAUGACUUAAACAGUGAAACAAGCUCAGUUACUGUGAAUUUGAUAUUUGAUAGUGUUGUUAAUGUUGUCAAUAGAAGAGACGAGGGGAGACAACUGGCAGACUGUCAUGUAAAUAUUGUGAAAGUAGAAGACCAGGGGAGGCAACUGGCUGAUUGUCAUGUAAAUAUUGUGAAAAUAGAAGACCAAGGAAGGCAACUUGAAGAUGGCAUUGUAAAUUUUGUGAAUAGAGAAAACCAUGGGAGAGAACUAGAAGAUAGUAAUAUCACUAUUGUGAAAGAAGAAAUACAGGGGAGGCAACUAGAGGAAGAGGCAUAUUUACAGAUGGAUGAUAUUGAAGCUCUUGUUCAUUAUACAAAUAGAAAAUCGCAUUCAGUCAGUACUUCGAAGAACAAUGCUCCUCAACAGCCAUCAUUGUCAGCUAAACCUAAAACAAUUGUUGGCCUGCAACUGACAGAUGACAACAAAGGAAGUAAAUCUCCAAAUAAAAAGGGAGAUUACUCUUUAUCAUUAUCACCAAAAAUGAAAAAGAACUAUAAAUUAAAAGACUGUUCUGUGGUUUUGGACACUGAUAAAGACAUUCAGUCUAAACUGCUGAAUUUACAGAAAAAUGCAGAGUCUGGAAAGGAAGACAUGAACAGUAGUGUACAUGAUUUAAAGAGAAGUGGAGACAUUUCUGAUUUUAAAAAUGUUGCAAAGAAACCCAAAAUUGGUCCAAAAUGCAUGAAAAGACAAGACAAAGAUGAAGUAAAAGAUCACAAAAAGUCUAAAUGUGUUAUUGACCACAAAGCCAAAGUUUUGAAACUGAAUUUAUCAAGGUUGGAUAAAAAUCUGGAAGCAAAUGAGACUGAUAAAGAGAUUGACAAAGAAGUGACAAAAAAGUUAGAAAUUGAAAAUGAAAGGAGAAAGGAGAAAUCUCGUCCUAAACAAAUAGAAAAAUCUGAAAAAAAACCUAAACAUGGACAAUCAGAGAAGCAUAAACCUGGGAAUUCAGAAAAGCAUAAACAUGGAUAUUCAGAAAAAUCUAAACAUGGACAAUCAGAUAAGCAUAAACAUGGAAAUUCAGAAAAGCAUAAAGAAGUCAAAGGAGAAAAUUCUGAAAAGUACAAGAAUUUUCCUGAUAAAAGUGGUUCCAAAAAAGGAGAUGAUGACAAGCAAAUAAAAUCAUCAAAAAAUCUAAAGAGGAAAGCAAAUGAAGAGGAAAACAUUGCCAGUAAAAAGUCAAAGCACAAUGACAAAACUGAAAACUGCGACAAAAAGAAAGAUUCCAUAAAAAGACCUGAGACUAAAAUGAUAUCUGUUGAGGUAAAGAAGAAAGAAAAUAAAAAGGAAAAAAAACUGCAUGAACCAUCGAAGAAAUUGGAGGGAAGCUUAAGAAGUUAA